AUGCCUGCGGGUCUUCAGGACAAGUGCCGCGGCCUCUCCUCCCACUCUGAGAAGUGCAUCUUUGUCGGCUACGCAGAGGACUACAAGGCCUGGCUCUUCUACAACCUAGACACCCGCAAGCAAAUAAUCUCUACCACUGCUAUUUUCAAUGAGCAGUACUUCCCCGAAGUGUGUUCUACCGCCAGCUGGGACUCUGCUGCCUCCCACUUCCUCCUUCACACCCUACCUUUGCUGUACGGUGCUCCUUACUCUCCUCCUGACGCACCUGCACUGGUUCCGGGGGGAGAUAUGGCACCACCACCACUUCAGGAUGCCCAGGACAUCUCUGAACUGGGGGGAGAUCUGGAACCGCCCCAUGUGCCGCCUGUUGCUCCUCCCAGAGUCGAGACACCUCCGCCAUCUCCUUGGGCUUUGUCCUCACCUCUCACUGGUUCUGCCUCGCCUGAGGCCUCCCCAUCGCCUGUCCCUCACUCUGCAGCACGGUCACCGGACCAGGAGUGCCCUCCUACACCUCCUGAAUGCCCUCCGACUCCUCCUCUGGCCCUCAUACGCGAGCGCUGUGCACCCAAGCCCGAGCCCACUCCGGCCGUUGAGAGCAGUGAGGACAAGGACGACACCUCCUCCGAGGAUCCCCUGGCUGCUGCUGAGCCGGAAGACACCAUGCUGGUGCUAGCUGGUCUCGACACCGUCUACACCGCUCCUUUGUUGCCAGACGACCUCUCCUUCCCUCAGAGCAUCAAGGCCGCCUUCCAGACUUGUGCACUGAAGGCUGAGGUGCAGGGCAACGAGCCUAGGUCUUUCCGCGGGGCCAUGAAGCAUCCUGACUCGGAUCUCUGGUACAAGGCCACCAUGGAGGAGAUUGAGGCCCACAUCAUCAAUGGGACCUGGGAGUUGGUCCAGCUGCCUCCCGGACGCAAUGCCAUCGGUUCCUGUUGGGUGUUCAAGGUCAAGGAUGGGCCGAUCUCCCGGGGAAUAUAUUCUCUCAAAGAAUCUACCGUUCCAGCUCUUGCACCAGUGAAAGGGACUUUGUUGAUGAUCGGCCUCAAAGCAUUGGUUGCAGGACAUUGGGUAUUGGAAGCAGUCACAGCAUUGAGUGUUAGCUACCGCGCCUGGGCAGUUGCAUCAGCAUGGCGACAAUAUGCAGCCGUUUGA
Molecule: messenger RNA, 1152 nt
Organism: Punctularia strigosozonata HHB-11173 SS5
Lineage: Eukaryota; Fungi; Basidiomycota; Agaricomycetes; Corticiales; Punctulariaceae
Exons: 3
Coding region: 1-1152 (383 amino acids)
Source: RefSeq, a predicted model, not a curated record